AUGAACGCAGAUGCAGAGGAAGUAUGGGGAGUAGUCGGGACUCAGUGGUUGAAACCUCAGCCGAAAGACACGGCCGGGAAAAGCAAUCCAAGCAAGAGACAUCGGGAAAGACUGAAUGCGGAGCUGGACACUUUGGCAAGCCUUCUUCCCUUCGAUCCCAAUAUCAUCUCAAAGUUGGAUAAGCUUUCCAUUCUUCGCCUUUCGGUGGCCUAUCUUCGGACGAAGAGUUAUUUUCAAGUAUCCAUGAGUAAGGAGGAAAUGGGAUAUCACCGAACACGGGAUCAUCUCGCCUAUCCUGAUCUCCACGGCAUGCUUGACGGCGAGCAAUUCAUACAAGCUCUGAAUGGAUUCCUAUUCAUCUUGGAUUGUGAUGGGGAAGUCUUCUUUGCUACCCACAGUAUUGAGAACUACUUGGGUUUCCAUCAGUCUGACAUUGUCCAUCAAUCCGUGUACGAGUUGGUGCAUUCUGAAGACCGAGAGGAGCUUCAGAGACAACUGACGUGGUCGUCGUUCUUACCUCCAGAGGCUUCAAAUCUCCGGCUUCACGAAGUUCUUCAACCAGAUCAUGUGCACCUUCUGGAGAGGAGUUUCACAGUUCGAUUUCGUUGUCUACUCGAUAACACAUCUGGAUUUCUCAGAUUGGAUAUCAGAGGGAGAAUCAAAAUCCUGCAUGGCCAGAACAGAAAGUCAGAGGAGCCACCCUUGGCUUUGUUUGCCUUGUGUACUCCGUUUGGGCCUCCGUCUCUCCUCGAUGUACCGCAAAAGGAUGUCAUGUUCAAGACCAAGCACAAAUUGGACAUGGCGCUUGUCUCUAUGGACCAAAGGGGGAAGACCUUGUUGGGUUAUGGAGACGACGACUUGAACAGUAGAGGGGGAUAUGACCUCGUCCACUAUGACGAUCUGGCAUACGUUGCAAAUGCACACCAAGAAUUGCUGAAGACGGGAGCAUCAGGGAUGAUUUGUUACCGCAUUCAAAAGAAGGAUGCAUCGUGGCAAUGGUUGCAGACUUCUUCCAGACUGGUCUACAAGAACAGCAAACCCGAUUUCGUCAUCAGCACCCAUCGGCCCCUCAUGGAGGAAGAGGGUAGAGAUUUACUUGGGAAAAGAACCAUGGAUUUCAAAAUCAGUUAUUUGGACUCUGCUUUUACAAGCACAUCGUACACAUCGGACUCGGAGUUAAAUAUGAGUCCUUCAUCCGGACCCCGAAUGAAUCGAAGAUACAAAGCGCAGUUGAGGGACUUCCUCUCAUCUUGCCGUACCAAACGACGAUCUCCUGCAGAGGACUACAUCGCAGCCACUCCCACUUACAACAACAUGUACUCCUAUCCUUGCCCAACCGAAAAUGGUCUGUAUGUGCAGCAGAACUUCCAAAACUUCUACCCGAACAUUGACAAUCGGCUUCUGUCUACUGAUAAUCUCUUCCAAUAUCGACACCUUGCUGCCGGGGCAUCAUAUUACACAGAUUAUGCACAUCCUUCAGCAUACAUGCAUGGAAAUGGGUUCUUGGAUAUGUCGACGAGACCCUGCAUCACUGGCUAUGAAAGUCAACUCGCCAUGAAGACUGCCACAGAACCAAACAAGUACUAUGGAUGCCAGUUGGACAUGGGAGGGAAAACGUACUGUGAUGCAUACGCAGAACCGAGAAAUUCCUCCUUUCCUCUCCAGUCCAUUGCCUCGUACAUUCGAGACUCUAAAAAUGCGGAGAGAGAAGUGAAGCACGAGCUGUCUUCUGUCGUCUCCCAGGGCACAUAUGCGACCAACGAUACCCGACAAACGGUGCUAAUGUGGGGAAGCACGAAUCUUCCCAAUAGCGUCACGACGACGACGGCAACCACAAUGUCCAACACUCCGACGACCGUUUCAACUAAUAACAUGCAAAAAGUAGAUCAAGAGGAGAGGAAAUACGUCGUAGUUGCUGAUUCUCCUACACCCAACACAGAUCCAAUCAAAAGUUUGUCUGCGAUGAAUCCAGCAGGAGGAGAUCCAUGCAAAUGGGGGAAACCACCCAAGUCCACACCGUCUUCUCCGUCUCCAUCUAGUCCGGAAGGAAGAGUUCCCAGGGUUGAGGUAGCCACUCCUUGUACCUCCAGCACUCUUGCUUCGUAUCAUUCACAGCCGCUGUGA
Molecule: messenger RNA, 2124 nt
Organism: Darwinula stevensoni
Lineage: Eukaryota; Metazoa; Arthropoda; Ostracoda; Podocopida; Darwinulidae
Source: the annotation of a GenBank genome assembly